AUGAUGUCGCAGUCUGGUACAAUUACGGCAAAUUUGCUAAAAAUAGAAGGAUCAGCUAUGGCCACAAGAAAGCAUGUGCAAAGCAUCAGAGAAUUUAAUGCUUCUCAAAAGCGAAUUGAUGAUUGGCUUGAGCGUUUGGAUGUUGCUUUUCUUAUAGCGAGAAUUACGGAUGAAAAUCAGCAGCGAUUGGUCCUGAUAAAAGAUAUGAGUUCCAAAGCUUUUGCUGAAGUUAUGUCGAAGCUAGAACCAAUGAAACUAAGAGAUACUCUGCUUGCAAAGCUGGUGGAUAAUUUGAUGGAUUUGUAUGGAACAAAGAAAGAAGGUAUUUUGGUAUUAAGACUUGAAUUAACAAAUUUAAAACAAAAAACAGAUAAGGAUGCUCGUCAGUUUUCUUCAAGAAGGGAUAGAUUCUUUAGCACAGUUUUUGUCAAUGGUUUAAGUGAUGAUGGAGCAAAGAAAUUUAUAAUUGCAACAGCAAAUCCUAGACAAAGUAACGUUGUUGAAUACAUUGGUUCUAAUGGGACGAAAUGUCAAUGCUGUGUACAUAAUGGACACAGUAAAGAAAAAUUUCGUAUUAAGGAUGCAACUUGUAGAAAAUGUAGCCGUAAAAAACAUCUAAAAUAUGUGUGCAGAAGUGGGAAACGUUUUGAGAAUAAGAUUAAAGAAAUAAAAUUUUGUGAUAACGAAAGUGAUAGUAAUUCAAUGUUUAAUUUAGAAAUGGAUAUGAUUGAAAGUAAAAAUGGUAAUCAAUUCACAAAGGAGUUUGAUAUAAAAAUUAAUGGUUUCUAUGUAAAAGAGAAACUUGAUACUGUAACAGAUAGAUCCAUUAUCUUUAAAGAAAUUUGGAAGAGUAUUGGUUCUCCAAUGUUAAAGAAAAAUAAUAAGCCAAGAAAAAGAGCGAUGAUUGAAUUAAGGGUAUUUUCAAAGGAAAAAUGCUUUAUCGAGAGGGAUGUUAUAAGUUUAUUAAAAUUAGUUCUUAAUGAGAUAUUUUAUGGAAAAAUUGAAAAAAUUAGUGAAUCACCUGAAUUUUUAAUUAGAAGUUUUGUUGAAAAGUACCCUAAACUUUAUAAGGUAGAUAGAACCGAUGGUUCUAAUUUAAAUACAAAGCUAUAUUUGAAACCUGAGGCAAUACCAAAGUUUGUACCAGCUCGUAGUCAUUCUUUAGCACUUAGAAAAGUAAUUAAGAAAGAGAUUCAGCGUUUGAUAGCUGCAAACAUUUUCCAACCAGAUUUUUCUCGUACAAUUAAUCCUCAACUUCAAGUUGAACAAUUUCCAACUCCAAGCUUAACUGAUGCUAUUAAUAAAAUAGCAGGUAGAUGUGUGUUUGCGAAGAUAGAUUUAAAAAACGCUUUCAACCAGUUACAUAUGGAUAGUGAAAGCAUGAAAAUACUGACAGUAUCCACGCCUAAAGGAUUAAUGGCAGUAAAAAAGCUACAACCUGGAAUUGCUUCAGCUUUGGCUAUUUUUCAACAUCACAUGUAUGAUGGUCUUGGUAAUAUGGAAAUGGUAAGCUGCUAUUUUGACGACAUAAUAGUCGCUGGAAAGUCUAAGAAUGAUCUUAUUAGUCGUCUUGAUGUAGUUUUCAAAAAGUUAAAUGAAAUGGGCCUUGUUAUAAACGCGAAAAAACUUGAAAUUUUGAAAGAUCAGGUAAUAUUCCUAGGUCAUUUAUUGAGUAAAGAGGAAAGAAAGUCGAAUCCAGAGAAGAUUCAAGGAAUAGUUAAUAUGAAAAGGCCUGAGAAUCAGGGGGAAGGACAUACAUUUUUAAGAAAAUGUAUGCAUUAUUCUGAUUAA
Messenger RNA from Strongyloides ratti, 1791 nucleotides. Its product is annotated as Reverse transcriptase domain-containing protein. NCBI's taxonomy places the organism in Eukaryota, Metazoa, Nematoda, Chromadorea, Rhabditida, Strongyloididae. The record is from RefSeq and is a predicted model, not a curated record. Bases 1 to 1791 code for a protein of 596 amino acids. The transcript has 5 exons.